AUGAGAUUCGGUCGAAAUAUUCACCUCCAUCAAGUUCCAGAAUGGGCGGAGCAUCAUGUUCCAUACAAUCGGCUCAAAAGACUGCUGAAGAUCGCUGUUGAGAAAGCUACAGAGGAGCAAACUCGUCCCGACUUCUCAGACUUGAGCAUCGCAGGUCAUCUUCGGUUUCGCAAAGAGCAAGAAACCUAUCUUCAAAAGCAAGCAGAAGAGAUACAGGGCCAUUACCGCAUAAGCCUUUGCAAUUUCGAUACAGCUACGGCGGACAAGCUCUCCCGGCUUGACAUUGAGAUCCUUUGCCAAUCGCUUUCUAGGUUAACUAAGGAAAUUUCUCAACUGCAGCGGUACCAAUGGCUGGAUGUUGAAGCGGUUUCUCGUAUCCACACAAAGAUUGACAAAUAUCUGGGUACGGAGAAAAACCGAUCUGCUGGACGAAAUGAUCUGGACAAAUUCAAGGAACAGAAUCCAUCGAGGAAAGCUCUGGCUCGAAACCUUGGAUUAUGGAUUGCUCAUCUACAGGAGGCACUUUCAGAUCCCAGCAGCAGGCCGCUCUACCCACAAUCCCCACUUUAUGAGGCACUACGGCAGGAUCAACCUUCAAUCGUGGUUUCUAUGGUAGAUAAGUCCUUACAGCAGAGCAAAUCAUCAGCGAAACCAUUUCUCUCCCAUCUGCUGGAGCUAGCGGUAUAUGAACUGCGACCAAAUACUGUCUACACUUUACUGUUUGAUGUGCUGCCUCAAUACGAUAUUCCCAUUCAGGCUGCAUUAUUGAAUCGCUUGUUCACGGUUCUGGGUUUCCGGAAGAUGCAACUAUCGGCGCCGUAUUCGUGUAUACUCUUUUGUAAGAUCCGGGAUCUGCUCUGCCAGGUAAUUGGGGAGCUAGGGACCAGAUCAGAGGAGGUUCUGCUCUCGGAAGAUACUCUCGGGCGCUUCCCUCUGCACUAUGCUGCUUCAUACGGUCUUUUGUGGGAGUGCGUGGCAAUAUUCAAUGUCGCUAAAAGCUGGAACAAGGCUUCCCAAUGGUGCCUGAUUAUGCAUACUGACAAACAAGACUGUUCACCUUUUGAGUAUGCGGUUGUUGGCAACCAUCGAGACGCCGUUUCAUCUGUUCUGGUUUACUUGGAAAAAGUCCUGCACGCAUCCGAUAAGGACGACGGAAUAGCACCAUUGUUCAGUCGAACGCUACUUACUGCGUUGCACUACGAUUAUGAUGAUCUGAUGGCGGUCAUCUCUCAGGCAUGCGCUCGCUUUUGUCGGACGCCCAGGAACUGUGAAGGGGCCAGCCCACUGCAUGUCGCCGCGCGUACCGGAAGGGCGGAUCGCGUCAAAAAACUGUUAGAAACCGUAUGCGUCUCUGAGCUCAACUCGGUGGAGCCAAUCUACGGUUGGACCCCACUAGUUGUCGCCUGUGUCGAAGGUCACCAGAGUGUCGUCGCUGUGCUUCUUGAGCAUGGAGCCGACCGGGACAUCAAGGACCACCGCGGUUGGGUAGCACAGGAGCAUGCCGCUUUUCGGGGACAUCUUGCUUUGGCGAAGGGGAUGACAGGACCAUCCAAGUGGGAGUCCGGUACCGAUGUGCUAACUGCUGCAUCAUUGGCGCAGCAGGAUGACAAUGUCAAGGCUCUACAUCAACGGCCGCAACUGGUGGUUUACCUUGGCAGCUUGCAGGAUGGAAAGCAGGUGAACCCAUUUGAAUUUCGGACACCAUCACUGAAAACGAAAGCCACUGGCAAUGACCUUGCACUGAAAGUUUCUUCUCCUGGGAAUGACUCUGCCCGUCAAAUUAACAUGUCCUUUCUUGGUGACACAGCUAACGAAUCAUUCAUCUUCGAGCUUCCAACCACGGGCGAGGCAGAACUGCGCCUAGAACUCCUCGAUUUAGGCGAUGGUCAUGACGGCCAAGCAGAGUUGCUUGGUGGUGGUACAGCGCUGCUGAUAGACAAUCUCAAUUCCUUUGGUGAGAACCGGGAAAGUCUGGUGCGCGAGAGAAGUAUUCCCAUUCUCGAGAGGGGGUCAUUCCAGGUUAUAGCUACGGUGACCUUCACAUUUCUUAUAAUCAAGCCAUUUCAGCAUCCCAACAUCCCCUCUAUGAGAGAAUGCUUUCUCCGUCAUGAUGACUUUUGUCUCGUAGGACAUCGAGGCUUUGGACAAAAUGUCGCCGGGCAUGACUAUUUACAGUUGGGAGAGAACACAGUCGAGUUCCUGCAUGCGAGCAAGAUACAAUCCCCAAUGGGCCAUCCAACAUCCAUCAUGGGAAGCAGGCACCACCAUAAGAAUUCACGCUCCAGGUCUCUUACCAGGGGCUACGAGCAAGGAGCGCAACAAAUGCAAGAGAGGAUGAGACACACAGUAGACUACAUGAGCAAAGGUUUCAAGCCCAACACCCGAGGCCACGUUAUCCAGGAUUCGUUUGCAACCAUCGAAGAGCUACUGACUCAGCUACCGGAGAACCUUGGUUUCAACGUCGAGAUCAGUGAGUCGUCUCCGUAUCUCAUCUCAGAGAACAUUGCUGACAAUGAUUUAGAGUACCCCCGAAUCCACGAAGCCACCGAAGCAGGAGUAGCCCCAGUAGCGAUCGAAAUCAACAUAUUCGUGGAUAAAAUCCUCGAGAAAGUAUUCACCCUGGGGAACAGCAGAAACAUAAUCCUGUCCUCAUUCACCCCCGAGAUCUGCAUUCUCUUGGCAUUCAAACAGCAAACCUAUCCAGUCAUGUACAUCACCAACGCCGGAAAACCCCCAGUCACAGACAGAGAGAAGCGAGCCGGUAGCCUGCAAGCUGCAGUGGGAUUUGCCCAGCAGUGGGGCCUCAAUGGAAUUGUUCUGGCCUCCGAGACUUUGAUCAUAUGCCCUCGGCUGAUCGGAUACGUCCAGCGGUCGGGGCUCGUGUGUGGCUCGUAUGGACCACUCAAUAAUAUCCCCGAAAAUGCCCAGCUUCAAGUUGAUGCUGGCAUCAAUAUUCUGAUGGCCGACCGGGUCGGGCUUAUUGCCAAAGCACUGGAGGACCGGGAUGGCGAUGAUCGGCGAUUGAAAAACUAG
Aspergillus luchuensis is the source of this 3033-nucleotide messenger RNA. RefSeq lists its product as uncharacterized. Gene Ontology annotation, molecular function: glycerophosphocholine phosphodiesterase activity; protein binding. The coding region runs from base 1 to 3033 and encodes 1010 amino acids. NCBI's taxonomy places the organism in Eukaryota, Fungi, Ascomycota, Eurotiomycetes, Eurotiales, Aspergillaceae. Gene Ontology annotation, biological process: glycerophospholipid catabolic process. The transcript is spliced from 5 exons. The record is from RefSeq and is a predicted model, not a curated record.